GUUCUGGAUGCCUUCCUGCUCCCUCAGGGCAAUGCGUUUGUCAAUAUGUUGCGCCCCUGAUUAAGCUAAAUUUAGGCCUCAGCCUAUGCGAACAAUAUGUUUGAAGGAUGGGCUGCAGAUCUGCUGGCCACAUCGUUGGGCCGGUUUGUGGACGUGCAGAAGGACAAGCUACGCAUUAGUUUAUGGAGCGGCUCGGGUGUGCUGGAGAAUGUCCGGCUACGAGCGGAGGCGUUCGACUACCUCAAGCUGCCGUUCGCAAUCCACGAAGGGGUCGUAGGGCGGCUUCGUAUCAAGAUCCCCUGGGGCAACUGGCUGACGGGUGCGCUGGUGGUGGAGCUCAGCGAUGUGCUGCUGUGCGCCACGGAGCGAGAGGACAGCGAGUGGGAGGAGUCUGCGGCGCUGCGCCGCGAGUAUGCCGCCAAGCAGGCGGAUCUGGCGGCCGCGGAGCUGGCGAAGCUCUCACGCAGGAUGGUCGUACAGCAAAACCGGCAAGGACACGGCCACCACCCUCAUCCCCACCACAACAGCAGCAGUAGCACCACCGGUGCCAGCCAGCAGCAGCAACAGCAACAGCAUGUCCUGCAGACGGCAGUCUCCGUAUCCGGUUCGGCGCCUAGUGGCACGGUAGCUGCGGGGGCCACCGCUGGUUCCGGAGCAGCUGCUGGUGGUGCUGGCGCUGGUGCUGGUGCUAGUCCUGCCGUGGUGGAUAAUAGCAUGGCUGGGGCAGGGGCGGUAGCGGUAGCCGGUGGUUUGGCUGCGGAGGGAGGGCAUGGAGAAGCGCAUGGCAGCGUUGCUGCAGCGGGCGCUGCUGGCAGCAGCAGCGGCGGCGGUGGUGGUGGUGGUGCGAGUGGUUUGUGUGGUGAUGGCG
This is a messenger RNA of Astrephomene gubernaculifera, 868 nucleotides long. The record is from the annotation of a GenBank genome assembly. Lineage: Eukaryota; Viridiplantae; Chlorophyta; Chlorophyceae; Chlamydomonadales; Astrephomenaceae.